UUUUUGCCUAUAAUUUCAUGAUUGUUGCAGAUUUUAUUCCUUAUGUCUUGAUUAGAAAUCAUCUUAACAUCAUAUUACAUGUUAUAUUGGAUUAAUGGGGAGGAAAAACCACUAUAGAGAUUGCUUUGAAGGAAAUAUACAUACAACACAUUAUCUCACACAAGCCACCUAGCUUUGGGAAAAAGGAAAAGAGGAACUGAUAUACACUGAGGCCACUAUCUGCCAGGUUUUGGGAUAGGUGUUUUUUUAUAUACCACCCUACCUUGCACCUCAACCUACAUAAUGAUGUGUUCUUGUGAAUACUUGUGGCUCCUUGAAUAAUUGAAACAUGGUUUAUUCAAAAAAGUCAUUCCUUUGUAAGAAAGUUACUGAGUCACUUUCAUUAAAUACCACGUAUUUGGGGCAAGACAGGAACAUUCUAGGUGUUGGUGAUUUGUUAGUGAGCAAAAUGAACAAAAAUUUCUACUCUUGUAGAGCUUGCAUUUUUAUGGAGAGAGACAAAAACAAUCAAUAUAAACAUGAGUGAAUAUUCAGUAUUUCAUGUUAGUCAUGGAUGCUUUUCCCUGCUGUAGACAGAAAGAAAUUUUGUCUUCUUAGUAUUUAAAAAAAGUUGAUAAAUAUUCAGAACCACUGUGGAGACAUUACAAAUACAUUUUUGGCUUAUAAUUUCCAAUGUUUCUUUAAAUACUCUAAGGCAGUUCAAAUUUAGGCAUUUUGGUGGAAUUUAGAGUUAAAUAGACAAAGAAAUUGAAUCUGUUGGGAUUAUUCUGUCUUAACUAUAGAAUGUUAAUGAUUUGGCUAUUUUACUAAUACCUCUUCCAUCCGCACAACCCACUUCUGUUUCUUGGCCUAUAGUCUGUAGACUUAUGACAUGCAUUAGGAUGACGUGGGAAUUCAUUGUCAGUUCAGGAUCCUGAGGCCUACACCACUGUACCAAAUGGAAAUCUUUCAGAUUUGGUCAAGAAAGUAUAUUUUGAACAUGUACUUCAAGUGAUUUUGCUGCACACGCCUUGCUUCAGAGUUUGGAGUUCGAGGUUAUCCAACAAUUAAGCUAUUAAAGGGGAACUUGGCAUAUAAUUACAGAGGACCACGUACAAAAGAUGAUAUUAUUGAAUUUGCUCACAGAGUAUCUGGAGCUCUAAUUCGGCCACUUCCAAGUCAGCAGAUGUUUGAACAUGUGCAGAAGAGACAUCGUGUAUUUUUUGUUUAUAUAGGUGGAGAAUCACCUUUGAAAGAGAAAUACAUAGAAGCUGCUUCAGAAUUGAUUGUUUAUUCAUACUUCUUUUCUGCUUCAGAAGAGGUGGUUCCUGAGUAUGUGACCCUAAAAGAGGUGCCCGCUGUGCUUGUUUUCAAAGAUGAGAAUUACUUUGUUUAUGAUGAAUAUGAAGAUGGUGACCUGUCAGGAUGGAUCAACAGGGAGAGGUUUCAGACUUACCUUACUAUGGAUGGCUUCCUCUUGUAUGAACUUGGAGACACAGGAAAGCUUGUGGCUAUUGCAGUUAUUGAUGAGAAAAAUGCAUCAAUUGAACAUACCAGAUUAAAGUCAAUUAUUCAGGAAGUUGCAAGAGAAUACAAAGGCCACUUCAGUAGGGAUUUUCAGUUUGGCCACAUGGAUGGAAAUGACUACAUCAAUACCUUGCUGAUGGAUGAAUUGAAAGUCCCAACUGUAGUUGUACUGAACACAUCAAACCAACAGUACUUUGUGCUAGAUAGACAGAUUUCAGAUGCCAAAGACUUGAUCGAGUUCAUUAAUAACAUUUUGGAUGGCUCAGUAGAAGCCCAAGGAGGUGAUAGCAUUUUGCAGAGAUUGAAAAGAGUACUAUUUGAUGCCAAGUCUACUGUUGUGUCGAUAUUCAGGAGCUCGCCACUUAUGGGCUGCUUUCUCUUUGGCCUGCCACUGGGUGUCAUCAGUAUCAUGUGCUAUGGAAUCUACACAGCUGACACAGACUCAGAUGGAGGUUAUAUGGAAGAGCGAUAUGAAAUGUCUAAAAGUGAAUUUGAAAUCCAAGAACAGCCAGAGGAGAACACAGAUCAAGAGCCAAACAGUGGAGAUUCUACAGCACCUACUGCCCAAGAGCCCAAGGAUGUGUUAGAGAAAAAGAAAGACUGAGACUUGACGAGUAUAAAACAUUUGAUAGGAUUUCAAAUCAUUAAAGAGUCUAUUUAUUGGAUAUAGAUAUUUAAUCAUGAUCUUUACAGAAGAGAACAUGUUAUUUGUACUUUGCUAAUAUCAACUGCAUGGAUUCAAGUAGUCCUUCUACAAAGGGGGAGAUAUUUGGAGUAAAGAAACGGUGUAUCUAAAACAAACAGAAUCAAACCACUCCAUCAGAGUUUACCUUAUAGAUGUUAUUAUAAUAGGUCAGUUUUAUUUGCAUGUUUCUCUAUCUGAAUAUUCUGUGACAAAGUUAGGAUUCUUGGAGAGAAUAUUUAAAUUGGUCAUUCAGGUAGAAAAUACAUGUCUGAUAGAGAAAAAAUAACACAUCUACCUACAGCUGUCCAUUCUCAUAUAUUUUGCAUAAGAUUUGUAUGGACAAUGUAAGUCUUUAAUAAAAGUUAGGCACUUUAAGGAAAACUAACAACUUUUUCCAUGUAUCACAUUAAGAUUACAAGGUUAAAAGUGAUGUGGUUUUAUAUAUAGCAUAGUGCUUUUAUUUUGUUAGUUAUUUUUAAAGGAGAGGAAAUGUUACUUUUUAACUUUAUACUUGGUUUCAUUAUUAUAAAAUUUUCAUAUGAGCCUGUAUAGUGUGUGGGGGGAGUUUUGUGGUUGAUCUUUGCAAAAUAACCAGGUUGUGCAGGGAACAGUAACUUCAGCCCGUUCCUGGGAAUGCUCUCUAACCAGUUGUCUUCAUCAGUCAUUCCAGGAAGGAAAGGAGCUAUGUCAAUCCUGUCUUGCUUAGCUUUAGCCAAAGCAGUUUAGGAUUUUUGUAUUCUUUCUUUUUUAUUUUGUAUAUUGAAAUUUCUUCUAAAAUUUCAUUUGAUUAAAAAAUCUGGCUUUUGAAAAGUAAUAUAUCAUAUUUUUGUUUGUGGUAAUUUUACUUUAUAGCAAUUUAAAAUCUGAAUUAUCGCACAUCUAUUUUGUAAUGCCAUUAUGAACACAUGUUCAUAAUGAGUAAUGAGUGACAUAAUUAGCAUGUCAAGCAGUGUGUCACGCACAGUGAGAAAAAUAGAGAUGGCUGGUUACUUUCUCUGUUCUCUGAGUUCUGUCAUCCAUUUCAGUGAGUAUCUCUAAUUUCAUUUAUAAUGAAAUAGUGUAGGAAUUCUAACACAGUAAUAUCUAAAAAUUGGUAUUUUGCAGUAAGCUUGAUAUGCUUAUUGUGGAUUAAUUUGUUAUUUUUGAGGCCUUUGUUUACGUAAGUUUGGAAUUUUUACUAGGUAACUUAUUUAAGUACUUAUUCUUUAGUUUUAUUAUCCAUUGUAAAGAUUGUCUUGAUUGUAUUAAAAAUGUUUAAUCAUUUUAAAAAUAUGUAAUUUAUGGUCCUUACACUGAAGUUAUUUAGGGCUUUGAUUGCCAAAGGCAGCUUUUGGUUGUUUCUGAUGCCAUACUAAUCUGGACUAACUGAAACUCUUGUAUCUUAAAUGCUGCAGAAUUACAAAUAAUUGUUUUGUUGUGUUCAUGUGUUCUUUUAGCAUAUAAUAAUUAAAUAUCCAUCUUUAAUGUUUGACCCCUUAUUAACUUUUUUAAUAAUGAAAUAAGUAUGUAGUCAGAGAGAAUUUCAGAAAAUACUAAAAUGAAAAGUUCUCAAAUGGAAAUUGGACAUAAAUGCUGGUAAUUCAAAAAGGAGAUUCCUCUGCAUAGAAUACAGAGAGUAUCUUUGGGAAGAUAAUAAUGUUCCCAGUGAUCAGACUGGUUUUGCAGUAGAAAAAACUUAGAUAAGUAUAGAGCCUCAUUUAAGACUCAGUUUAGUAAAGAAGUGAAAUAAAAUUACAGAAAAUGUCACUGAUUUUUUUUCCUUCAUGUUUAUCACUAUCAGAUGUUAGUUUGCAUAUUUUUGUGUUAUUAGUCAUCACCUAUACAGAACACCUCUGUAGGGAAAAGAGUAAAGUUCAAGAAGCAAAAAUCCAGUGAUGAUCCUUUGUAUUCUGGGACAUGGCCCUUUAGUUCAUGGCCUUAGAUCUCUGUCAUCCUUUGCACAACUCUGUGCUCUUGCCUCAUGUGCUCUUUGCACAUUUUAAGUGUGUUUAUUGAGAAAACAAAAUGUGUAGGUUGUUUGAUAAGUGAAUGUUUUUUUUUCUUUUUGUAUUAAAAUUUUGCUUUUAACUUGUUUCUGUUUUAGAAUAUUACUUUGUCAGAUUCCUCACCAAAAAAAAAAAAAAAAUGGUUCACUUGUGUGCUUUUUCCCUUCAAUGUGAUUAUCAGAGCUUUACUCUGAAUGCUGUUUUCAUUUCAGGAAAAAUUAUUUAAAAAUAAAGGUGUAUCUCUUAAUAAUUAAAUCUGGUAGACACAGUGAUAAUUCAGAUGAUGAAUUACAUGAUUACAUAUCUUUAAUAGAAUCCUUCAGGAAACUGGAGUCCCACUUUCUCUUUCAGUUGCAGCAAAGUUCCAUAUCUAUUUUCUGGAAUUCAAACUUCUAGAUCCUUGAACAAUAUUACCAAUAUUCCAGAGGGAAAGUGCAUAUUUUUAUCAUGUACCCUGUGCACCCCAUGGUAGCGCACAACCUUUUUUGUUUCACUGUAUGCAUCAGUAUUUCUCUAGCUACUGUCUGAAACUUGUUUGAAGGAUAUUAAAUCUGGAAUUUUCAUUUUCUUCCUCACAGUGCUUCCUGGUAUCUGAUUUAGAAAUAACAUUUAAGAUGCCAAAUGUUUUAAGGUUGAAGGAAGGGUCUAUGUGAGUAGUUAAAACAGCUGUUUGGUGGAUUUUAUUGUUAAUGAUGUUCCUUGUGUUUUGAUUUUGGGGCUUUUUUGUUUGUUUGUUUUGGUUUUGUAAAAAGUAAUAUAAAUAAUUUCAUCAUUGUUCUGUAUGACCAAGAGGUAGGACAAGGUGGAAAAACUACUUAGCUAUUCUUAUUAAGCAGAACUUGUUGAAAUAAACCAGUGUGAGAGUGAGAUAUUAUGACUAUCAAUUAAUUGGUAGGGUUAAGUUUACCAUUUUAUUUUUAUAAUUCUUUUUUUUUUUUCCUGAAUGUGUGAGUCCAAGAGUAGACAAAAAAUACUUUUCUUCUUUGGACUAAUCUCUGGUGGUUUUUGAAAGUCUGUAUUACUAACUUGUUGAAUUCAUGAUAUUCUGUCUUAUAGCAUCAGUUGUAAACAUUUGUUUUUCUAAAAUAAAGUAAUUCAAAACGUA
Molecule: messenger RNA, 5281 nt
Organism: Ictidomys tridecemlineatus (thirteen-lined ground squirrel)
Lineage: Eukaryota; Metazoa; Chordata; Mammalia; Rodentia; Sciuridae
Gene: Tmx3
Product: thioredoxin related transmembrane protein 3
Cellular component (GO): cell surface; endoplasmic reticulum
Source: RefSeq, a predicted model, not a curated record